Messenger RNA from Olea europaea var. sylvestris, 822 nucleotides. RefSeq lists its product as uncharacterized. The record is from RefSeq and is a predicted model, not a curated record. NCBI's taxonomy places the organism in Eukaryota, Viridiplantae, Streptophyta, Magnoliopsida, Lamiales, Oleaceae. The coding region runs from base 1 to 822 and encodes 273 amino acids. The transcript has 4 exons. Gene Ontology annotation, molecular function: protein dimerization activity.
AUGGCAAAUGAUUUGGAUGAUUUGUAUGUGAAACUUGGGAAAUUGAACGCUAAUGUUUUGCAAAUUUACAGCUUUCACAUUGAAACUCACUUUUGGUGGGCUUCCCGUGAAUUUUCCAACAUGUAUCUUCUUUGUGUCCUGGCCUUCAACAAUUCUCGCAUCAAGGACAACUUGAGAGAGAAUGGUUGGAAUACUUUAUUCAGUAGGGUGAUUGAGUAUUGUGUUGAUAGACAUAUUUUAGUGCCUAAUAUGGAGGAUAUUGUAGUGGUGAAAGACUCAAUCUUGCAAGAGUUGAAUGAUCGAUUUCCAGAAAUAACUACUGAGCUCUUUACUUGCAUUUCAUGUUUAAGUCCAAGAGAUUCAUUUGCAGCUUUUGAUAAGGAUAAAUUGCUACGUUUUGCUCAGUUCUAUCCUUUGGACAUCAAUAGUGAAGAACUUUUAUUACUUAGACCUCAACUUGAUAAGUUUCUUUUGCUUGUGAGAAUGGACGAAGCUUUCUUUAAUCUCAAUAGUAUAUCCUGUGUAGCUCAGAAGUUGAUUGAAACUAGAAGUUCCUGUUAUUUUCCAUUGAUUUAUAGGCUACUCACCUUGGCUUUGAUAUUACCUGUGGCAACUGCAAGUGUUAAAAGGGUAUUUUCUGCUAUGAAUCUAAUCAAGAGUGAUUUGCGCAACAAAAUGGGUGAUAUCUGGUUGAAUGACAAUUUGGUGGUUUACGUGGAGAAAACUGUUUUUAAACAAAUUAAGAAUGAGGCAAUAUUGCAACGCUUUCAAAUUAUGAGACCCCGUAGAAUACAGUUGUCUAAGUUUAUAGUUACAGAGUAA